CAGUGUAGAGAGGCGUUUAGUCAGUGUCGUCAGAUCCCUCUCACUCCUCUACAGUCCAAAUAUGGUCUGCUCCCCGUAUCAGAAACAAGAUGGCGACAGGAGUGUAACGCUGAACUCGAUGCUUCCAACCGGCAGUCCACAAACCAGUAGGUGAUAUCACGUGUGACAGUAGCUGCUGUUUAUGAAAGUGCGUCACUCUUCCUGUCUGUGUCGCUAAACAACUUUUCUCACCUCUGAAACGCGUGACUUCCUCACAAUGUGAAGUGAUGAGAAAAGGGAACCAACAAAUAUAUAAGUCCAGUCUGUACUGCAGAGCUAAAUCUUUAGGAAAUAGUAAACACGUAUUGAGUGAUGGAGGACGAAAUCUAUGCAAAUGGUGAUUAUAUCAAGUCUGUUAAGCCAACACCUUUGAAGAAUCAGACGGUCUUCUCAGGUCCCAGGAGCUCUGAGAGAAGAUUUCAUGGAGCUGUAGUUCUCUGUCUGGGGCUGCUGAGUGUUUUCCUGCUGGCUGGGCUCAUUGGCCUCUCUGUCUACUAUCACGUCUCAGCUGCAGAUCUCUCCGCUAUCAAAACCAACCUGACUGAGCGUCUCCAGGCGAGUGAGGACAAGCUGUCCUCUGUGUCCUCAGAGAGAGACCUGCUGAAUGCCACACUCACUAAUAAGACUAAAGAGCUGGAGUGUCAAACUAACAAACAAGAAAAAACCUGUCCUGCAGGAUGGACAAUGUUCAGUUUUGCCUGUUAUCUUCUUUCUGAUGGAGCUGAUUCCUGGGACAAAGGUAGAGACGACUGCAUGAACAGAGGAGCAGAUCUGGUGAUAAUCGACAGCGUUAAGGAACAGAAGUUUCUUGUUGAGUUCACCAAGGAACAUACUUGGAUUGGUUUGAAUGACAAAGUUAAAGAGGGGACCUGGAAAUGGAUCGAUGGAACGCCUCUGACUCUGAGUAACUGGAAGAAGGACCAGCCUGAUAAUGGUGGUGGACAUGCAUCGCUUGGUGAAGAGGACUGUGCACACAUCAUACCUGAGACUGGUUGGAAUGACCAGCCGUGUGGAGUUUCUCUGUGGUGGAUCUGUGAGAAAAAAGCUUAACAUUGGUGUUUAUCUGGAAAUCCUAAAUGUAAUCAUGCUUUGAUUAUGAAAGGUCUUUGAAUAAACUGCCACCAC
Molecule: messenger RNA, 1164 nt
Organism: Centropristis striata (black sea bass)
Lineage: Eukaryota; Metazoa; Chordata; Actinopteri; Perciformes; Serranidae
Product: CD209 antigen-like protein C
Exons: 7
Coding region: 352-1089 (245 amino acids)
Source: RefSeq, a predicted model, not a curated record